Molecule: messenger RNA, 1371 nt
Organism: Cyprinodon tularosa
Lineage: Eukaryota; Metazoa; Chordata; Actinopteri; Cyprinodontiformes; Cyprinodontidae
Product: protein FAM217B-like
Source: RefSeq, a predicted model, not a curated record
CUGCUGGAGGGAAGCUAGAUGAGCGAGCAGCGAAGCGGGGCGGGGCGGAGCGGCUUCGGUUCUCCGAUGGGCAGCAUCCUGCAGGAGCGCUCCGCGGAGCGGGGCUCCAUCACGGACAGAGGAUGGAGGAGGAAAGCUUCUAGAAGCAGCAGCAGAACCGCUGGGACCAACAUGGGAAGGAGGCAGCAACAAAGGAGGUCUCCUCAGCCGCAGAGUCCGAACCAGAGGGAGGAGAACCAGGAGCAGACAGUGGCGAGAAGGAAGCGGCGGUCCCGGUCCAACCCGUCCUCCAGCAGUGGUGCUGAGCUCAGACGAAGCGGUCGUCCUGACUGCGGCGGACAGAAGCUGAAGGCGUCAUCAGCUGAGAGGGGCGUCCACAGGAAUUGCACCCCCCCAGGCCGCGCCCCGCCACCCUGCAGCCCCAACCAGACGGACAGCGACACGGACCUGUCCGAGUCUGAGAGACCACACUCCUCCCCCUGUCGCUGUCCGCCCCCCCAACUGCAGCUCAGGCCCGAGGUCAUGGAGGAGGACCAGCCUGCCCUCCAGCGCCAGAGGGUGAGAGGGCGGCGCCGGGGGGGGGGCGGAUUUCCAGACUUCCUCCCUCCACCUUUCAACUCCUGGAGCCUUGGCCAGCUGGCCGUCUUCUACAACAUGGAGGGCCGGGGAGCCCUGGGGCCCCGACCUGUGGGACCUUUGGAGAGGUACCUGGAGAGACUGCUGCAUCUAGAGUGGUACCAGAUCCAGACGGUUCAGGCGGAGCGGGAGGUGGGCGGAGUCACAGCGGCCUGUCAGAGGGCCGGGGCCCCGUCCCGCCUCAGCUCCCCUAAAUGCAUCCUCCACUGCCCGCGGGCCCUCCCCUUCCUGUGCGGUUCCGUUUGCGCUCUGUGCCCAGCGCCGGAUCGCAGCAGGGGACUGGCACCACUUCCUAAACGGAGCUACAGCGAGAGCCGAGUCCGCUCCGGCAGCCCCAGCAGGUCCAGCAGCUACUUACGGAGGAUGCAGGCCUCAGGAAACAUGCGCCAUCCCAUGGGGAUGGCUGCCAGGGCCGGGUCGGCCCCCACGGCAGGGGGCCCCCGGCAGAAGACAGACGGAGGCCAGACGGAACAGAGCCGGACCAAGGCUGAACGAACAGGAAGUCAAACCGGACACCGUCGCUGCCAUCAUAGAUAAAUUGCCCCACCGCCCAGAGCUGUCCAAACAGCAGGCGGGAAGAGCCCCUCCCUGCCGAACCAGAGCUAUCACUGCCAAUCUAUUUACAGAGUUCUACGUUUAUAAAUCCGAUUGAGCUGCUGACCAACAGGACAUCAGAGGAUCCAGGUUGGUCUUCCAGGUUCUCAGGAGGAUCUCUGCAGUCAGCCCCCCCCCCCC